UUUGAACCUUUUCUGUGACCCGGAACAAAAACACCAACAACAUCCUAAAGUGUCCUCCAGUGAGUUAACAGAUCUAAGUGUUUAUAAAGUGUUAGUUUAUAACUUCAGAGUUUCUCUAUGAGUUCUUCUGCUCUUCUCAGACUUCAUAUGAAGGAUCAAACUGGACCCUUGAUUCUGGACGGAGGUCUGGCGACAGAACUGGAGUCUCAAGGAGCCAAAUUAAAGGGAGAUCCUCUCUGGAGCGCCAGACUUCUACACACCGAUCCUCAGGCCAUCAGAGACGCUCACUACAGGUUUCUGCUCAGCGGUGCUGAUGUCAUCACAACCGCCACGUACCAGGCGUGUAUCCCAGGAUUCAUCAGCCACCUGGACGUGAGCGCUGACGGCGCCAGACAGCUGCUGAUGUCUGGAGUCCAGCUGGCCAGAGACGCCGUGGAGAGGUUCGUCUCCGACACUCGACCAGCAGGGCGGUGGCGUCCGUUGGUGGCGGGCUCUGUCGGAGCGUACGGCGCCUUUCUGCUCGACGGCUCCGAGUACACCGGAGCGUACGCAGACGACAUGACUGUUGAUGAGUUUAAAGUUUGGCAUCGGCCUCAGCUGGAAGGCCUCGCAGCAGCCGGAGCUGAUCUCAUCGCUUUUGAGACGAUCCCCAGCAUUAAAGAGGCAGAGGCUCUGGUGGAGCUGCUCAGAGAGUUCCCCAACUCUAAAGCCUGGAUCGCCUUCUCCUGUAAGGAUGGGAGGUGUAUAUCCGACGGCAGCCCGUUCACCGACGCGGUGCGGGUAGCUAACAGAUCCACUCAGCUGGUUGCUGUGGGAGUGAACUGCUGCUCAGCGGCGCUGGUGGAGCCGCUGCUGGACUCUGCCGGGUCCCUGCUGAGCCCAGACCUGAGCUGGGUGGUGUACCCCAACAGUGGAGAGGACUGGGACACGGAGCAGGGGUGGCUGACAUCUGGGAACACAUCAGCAUCGAUACCUGACCUGAGUCACACCUGGAUGAAGCAAGGUGCUGCUUUGAUAGGCGGUUGCUGCCGUAUCGGUCCCGCUCACAUCGCAGCGCUCCGACGAGAGUUAAAAGGAAGCAGCCCGUCAGCAGUGUGACGGGACUGAAACGGUAAAAGGUGACUGUUGAGAGAAGAAAGACGUCUGUCCCAGGAGUUUAUAAUUUUUUUUUUUAAUUUAUUGUAAAAUCAGUAAUAAAUAAACCUCUACAUCAAAUCACACCACGACGUCUGUCAGAGACCAAACAAACUGAUCUGUACAUGAACAUGAGAAUAAACCAUGCAGGCUUCA
Molecule: messenger RNA, 1290 nt
Organism: Sebastes umbrosus (honeycomb rockfish)
Lineage: Eukaryota; Metazoa; Chordata; Actinopteri; Perciformes; Sebastidae
Exons: 8
Coding region: 118-1098 (326 amino acids)
Biological process (GO): S-methylmethionine cycle
Molecular function (GO): S-adenosylmethionine-homocysteine S-methyltransferase activity; zinc ion binding
Source: RefSeq, a predicted model, not a curated record